AGCGUAUGUCCGCAAAUCAUACCCCGCUGAUUACAACGACUCUCGUCUUCACCAUCUGGCAUCAACAACCUUGGGGCACCGAAUCCCACUACUGACUCGGCUCUCUGCAAGCCAUGGAAUCAGAACCGCUUGAGCUGGGAGAGGUCUUUCAACGGCUGUACCCAAUCCUUCUGCUCGCUGCGGCUUACACUCUGAUUGGCCGAAUCCGCGAAUACUGGCGCUUGAGGCACUUUCGAGGUCCUCCUACGACAGGUAUCUCGUGGUGGUGGCACUCGAAGGCAGUCUUUAGUGGCCGAGCUCAUGAAUACUAUGGCAAUGCCACAGAAAAAUACGGACCAAUUGCGAGAGUUGCACCGAACCAUCUCAUAACUUCAGAUCCUGAAUUCUGGGCAAAGUGCAACGCGGUGCGGUCGCCGUACCGAAGGGCGCCUUGGUACUACCAUGCCGCUCGUUUUGAGCCUGGAAAGGAUAACGUAUUCACCGAAUGCGACAAUGAUAGCCAUGAUGCGAGACGUAAGAAGAUGGCUUCUGGUUAUUCCGGCAAAGAGAACCCAACACUAGAGUCUUCAAUCGACACCCACGUGAAAGAGCUAGUAGAGUUGGUGCGCAAGUACGCCACCCCUAAAGCCUCAACCACAACAUCUAAACCCAUGGACUUGGCCAGAAAGAUACCGUUCUUCACCCUGGACGUCAUCAGUCAUGUCGGACUGGGUGAGGCUUUCGGAGAUCUCAAAGCCGACGAAGACCUCAAAGAUUAUCUGACUUCAAGUGAGCAAGGCCUAAAAAUUUCAAACACAACUUUUGCCAUGGGCAUAGCGUGGCUCAGGGAGAUACCCAUCAUUGGACCCGCAAUCAGUCCGUCGGAGAAAGAUGUGUCCGGUUUUGGUAGGAUGAUGGCCGAAGCGCGGAAGAUUGUUGACGGGCGGAAGGCGAAGUCCACGGAGAGCAAGUCUGAUAUGCUUGCAUCGUUUGUAAGGCAUGGCGUAAGCGGCGAGAACCUUUUUCAGGAAGCUUUUGAGCAGAUUCUGGCAGGGUCUGAUACGACGGCUGCUGCUAUCCGAAUCAUUAUGCUCUAUAUUACGAGCCACCCGCGUGUUUACGCAAAGCUACAGACCGAGAUUGACGAAGCUGUCAAAUCGGGCAUUGCGUUGUCAGGCGUGGUACCAGAUGCAGAAACGCGUCGACUGCCGUACCUGGCCGCUGUCAUUCGAGAAGGGCUCAGAGUGCACCCGCCAGUAGUCAACCUUUUCUCCCGGAUCGUGCCAGAGGGGGGAGACGUCGUGACCAUAGAUGGGAAGGAGUACCACAUACCCGGCGACACAAUGGUCGGCUAUGCAGCCUGGAGUAUGCACCGCAACAACCGCGCUCUCUACGGCGAAGACGCUCACGUCUUCCGCCCGGAGAGAUGGUUCAUUGACGAGAGUAUCCCAGAAGAAAAGGAGCGUCUGGCAAGGAUGACCAAGACCAACGACUUGAUCUUUGGAUAUGGAAGAUGGCAUUGUUUGGGACAAAAUAUCGCCUUAAUCGAGAUACACAAGUGUAUCUUUGAGCUGUUUCGGCAUUUCGAUUUGGCGCUGACGAAUCCACAACAGCCGUGGCAUACCUUCAACUCGAUGGGUCUAUGGGAGAUCACGGAUAUGUGGGUAGAUGUUACCGAACGAACGUAACUAAGCGAUGAGAAUGUUUUUUUAGGGAGCUUCUCGUACGUAGGUAAUGCAUUCAUGAGAUACACGGGAAAUAUGACCACGACUUUUGCCUUC
Molecule: messenger RNA, 1760 nt
Organism: Cucurbitaria berberidis CBS 394.84
Lineage: Eukaryota; Fungi; Ascomycota; Dothideomycetes; Pleosporales; Cucurbitariaceae
Product: pisatin demethylase
Exons: 5
Coding region: 114-1667 (517 amino acids)
Molecular function (GO): monooxygenase activity; iron ion binding; heme binding
Source: RefSeq, a predicted model, not a curated record